Molecule: messenger RNA, 648 nt
Organism: Bradysia coprophila
Lineage: Eukaryota; Metazoa; Arthropoda; Insecta; Diptera; Sciaridae
Gene: RpL40
Product: ribosomal protein L40
Biological process (GO): translation
Cellular component (GO): ribosome
Molecular function (GO): protein binding; structural constituent of ribosome
Source: RefSeq, a predicted model, not a curated record
CGAUAAGCUGAAAUGAAAGGAAACGCGGAACUGUCAAAUUCCGUCUCCAUUUUUCAUUCUUUUUCAUCUGAAAGUUGGGUAUAAACCACGUUUCAAGAGAGGCAAAAAAACCAACGAAAAUGCAGAUAUUUGUAAAAACUUUGACCGGUAAGACCAUCACACUUGAGGUCGAGCCGAGUGACACAAUCGAAAAUGUCAAAGCGAAAAUCCAAGACAAAGAGGGUAUUCCACCAGAUCAGCAACGUCUAAUUUUUGCUGGCAAACAAUUGGAAGAUGGACGUACAUUGUCCGACUACAACAUCCAAAAGGAAUCAACACUCCAUUUGGUGUUACGUCUACGUGGUGGUAUCAUCGAACCAUCAUUGCGUAUUUUGGCACAAAAGUACAAUUGCGACAAAAUGAUUUGCCGUAAAUGCUAUGCCCGUUUGCAUCCGAGAGCAACCAAUUGCCGUAAGAAGAAGUGCGGCCACACCAACAAUUUGCGCCCAAAGAAGAAGUUGAAGUAGACGAUCGUAUUUUGUGCUGUAUGUCUGGCGGAAAACAAAGUUUGGAUUCGUCCACUGUUGUUAUCAUUUUGAAUAUCGAAAUUGUGUGAAUCAUUCAAUGGGUACAGCUUGAAUAAACUUCGUUUUCUGAUAUUGGACAAGA